AAGGCCGGUGCAUAUAUGAGAAUGCAAGGAGGUUGCUAAUUUGAUGUGAUGAACUAAUGUACUAUAGACUAAAUGAUUUUUUUUAACCACGUUGGCAAUGUAAACACCAAAGAUACUUCAAAUUAGAAUAGAAUUAAAUUAUGUCUUUUUUUUUGAAAAAAAAAACAAAGAAGGAAAAAGACAAAAAGAACUCAUAUAAAACCAUAUGACUCCCUCCCAAUUCAUCCCAUGACAAAGCCAUUCUUUGUUUCCCAUCAAGCUCUAAAGUCAUGUCUUCCUACACAACUAAAACUCAUGAAAAAGAAUCCACCAACAUAAUCCAUGAGCCUUUGCUAGCCAACAAAACACCAAUACCUUACCAACAAAAGCAACAUGAACAUCAUCAAAUCUCACGAACUCAGCUUAUGCUUGCUUUAAAUGAAGCAAGGUUAAUCACUAGAUUAGCACUUCCUUUAGUCUUAACCGGCCUUCUUCUUUACUCGCGCUCCAUGAUUUCCAUGCUCUUCCUAGGCCAAAUUGGAGAUCUCGUUUUAGCCGGUGGAUCUCUAGCCAUAGGGUUUGCCAACAUAACCGGCUACUCGAUUCUCUCUGGCCUUGCCAUGGGAAUGGAACCCAUUUGUGGCCAAGCCUUUGGGGCUAAAAGAUACAAACUCCUAGGCUUAGUCUUGCAAAAAACAAUCCUCCUACUCCUCUUAGCAUCAAUACCCAUUUCUUUCCUUUGGCUCAACAUGAAAAAAAUCUUGCUCUUUUGCCACCAAGAUGAAAACAUUGCUAAUGAGGCUCAAUCUUACAUUCUUUUCACUCUUCCUGACCUCAUUGCUCAAUCACUCCUUCAUCCAAUACGAAUCUACCUACGAACUCAAUCCAUAACACUACCCCUAACAUGUUGUGCCGCUCUAGCAAUCCUCCUCCACAUGCCCAUCAACUACUUCCUUGUUAUACACCUUAACCUUGGUGCAAAAGGGGUUGCCUUAAGUGGGGUGUUAACCAAUUUCAACCUAGUAGGAUCACUUAUCAUUUACAUUAUUUUCUCAGGCAUCUAUAAAAACACUUGGUGCACAAUCACAAGCGAAUGUGUUCGAGGGUGGAAGGCCCUUAUCAACCUAGCCAUCCCAAGUUGCAUUUCGGUAUGCUUAGAAUGGUGGUGGUAUGAAAUCAUGAUUUUACUGUGUGGGUUAUUGUCUAAUCCUCAAGCUACUGUUGCAUCAAUGGGAAUUUUGAUCCAAACCACAGCAUUAAUGUACAUUUUCCCAUCAUCCCUAAGUUUAAGUGUAUCAACUAGGGUGGGAAAUGAAUUGGGUGCAAACCAACCAAAAACGGCAAAACUUUCAACAAUUAUAGGCCUCUUUUUUAGCUUCAUACUUGGAUUUUGUGCACUUAUUUUUACAAUCAUGGUAAGAAAAAAAUGGGCAAGUUUUUUUACCAAAGACGUGGAAAUUAUAGCACUAACUUCAAUAGUUUUGCCCAUAAUUGGCCUUUGUGAGCUAGGAAAUUGCCCACAAACUACAGGAUGUGGGGUUUUAAGGGGGCUUGCUAGGCCCAAAUUAGGUGCAAUUGUUAACCUUGGAAGCUUUUAUUUGGUGGGUAUGCCUGUGGCUUUAUGGUUGGGGUUUAAGUUGGGGUUUGGAUUCAAAGGUUUGUGGCUCGGGUUGCUAACAGCCCAAGGUUCGUGUGUGGUUGCCAUGUUUUUCGUGUUGGUUCGGACGAAUUGGAAGGUUCACGCCCAACGGGCUCAAGAGUUAAUCUUAGAUGAUUGUGGUUAUGAUUGUGGUUUUGGAGCGGAUAACUGUGAAUUCGUGAAGUAAUACAUACACUAAUAAAAAAAAGUACUAAUGGAGCAUCGAUCUGAAAAAUCCGAGGUGUAUUAGAGAACUUAAUUAUGAUUAAAAUCAGUCAUCGGUAUAUCACAUGGAAAAAAGUUGUGCCAUACAUUUUAUUCAACAUAGUAUGAUAUUCUUAAACUAAUAUUAUAUUUAUAUUGAUAUUUAUAUUAAGGUAGAAGAUAUUAGGAGUAAAGUACCUAACGAAUUAUUCAAAGGCACGUAGGUUAGAGUCAAGAAGUAUAUUUCAAGCCCUACAUCUAACGUGUAUUUGGCUAUUUGUGCUAUAUAGAGAGUGAAGUCAGUAAUGGAACUUUGAUAUUUUUGUACACUUCAUUGAAAAUGAGUACUAGUCUAUAGAUUUUUAUUGUUCCCGCAAUUUUCAAUUAUUAUUCAAAUAGGGAAUUUUUUAUUUUUAUUUUUUUUGGUUAAAUUAGUUUGUAUUGUAUAUUGU
Chenopodium quinoa (quinoa) is the source of this 2274-nucleotide messenger RNA. RefSeq names its product protein DETOXIFICATION 49-like. NCBI's taxonomy places the organism in Eukaryota, Viridiplantae, Streptophyta, Magnoliopsida, Caryophyllales, Amaranthaceae. The coding region runs from base 270 to 1805 and encodes 511 amino acids. Gene Ontology annotation, biological process: xenobiotic detoxification by transmembrane export across the plasma membrane. The transcript has a single exon. The record is from RefSeq and is a predicted model, not a curated record. Gene Ontology annotation, molecular function: xenobiotic transmembrane transporter activity; antiporter activity. Gene Ontology annotation, cellular component: membrane.